Messenger RNA from Panicum hallii, 1237 nucleotides. RefSeq names its product transmembrane protein 45B-like. NCBI's taxonomy places the organism in Eukaryota, Viridiplantae, Streptophyta, Magnoliopsida, Poales, Poaceae. The transcript has a single exon. The record is from RefSeq and is a predicted model, not a curated record. The coding region runs from base 74 to 970 and encodes 298 amino acids.
CCAACACAACCGGCAGUGCCACACCAAGCCUGCGAUCACCCUGGUUACACGAGCCAAGCAAACUGGGCAAGCCAUGGGCACCUUCCUAGGCCAUUUCCUCCCCGGCCUGGCCUUCGCCAUCCUCGGCUUGUGGCACACGGUCAACACCGUCAGGGCCUACAAGCUCCGGGGCGCCUCCGGCUUCCGCUCCGCCACCUGGUUCUCCUUCCCCUCGCCGCUGCGCGGCCUGCGGCGCCUGGAGCUCUACCUCCUGCUCUCCUUCUCCGUGCUCGCCAUCGUCGACCAGCUCGUCGACCUCCCCAUCCUCGCGCUCUGCCUCCAGCCCGACAGCCUCGAGCACGCCACCAUGUACCUCCACCUCGCCGUCUACGCGUCGGUGGCGCUCGCCGCCGACGCCUCCGGGCGCCGCGACGCCGCCAGCGGGGUCGGGGACGUGGUGACCGCGCUCGCCGCGUCGGUGUUCGGGCAGGAGCUGUUCCUGCUCCGGUUCCACUCCGCGGACCACGCGGGGCUCGAGGGCCACUACCACUGGCUGCUGCAGCUCGCGGUGGCGGCGUCCCUCGUCGCCACCGCCGCCAGCGCCGUCCUGCCGAGGAGCUUCGCCGUGGCCGUGGUGCGGUCCGCGUCCGUGCUGCUCCAGGGCCUGUGGUUCGUGGUCAUGGGGUUCGCGCUGUGGGUGCCGGCGCUCGUGCCGAGCGGGUGCCACGCCGUUGAGCAGGGGAGCGCGGCGACGCAGAGCGCGGUGGUGUGCGCGACCGAGGCGGCGGCGCGGAGGGCGAUCAUGAUGGCCAACCUGCAGUUCAGCUGGGCGCUCGCCGCCGUGUGGGUCGUGACGGCGUACCUGUGCCUCCGGGUGGACUUCGGGUGCCUGGAGUACGUGCAGCUCCAGGCGCCGCCCGGCGGCGCGCUCGCCGGCGACGGGGAUGCUACGCCGCCGAAGAUUGUGUUCCCCGUCGAAGAGCAGGUGUAGUAGAAAGCUGCUCGCUGGUCACUUUCCAGCUGGGAUUGCACUUCUAGAGGCUCGUGGUAGUCGUGUCACACUGUCACUUCACUUGUAAAGUUGUAAACAUGUACCAAGUCUGAUGCGUGCAGCAGCUGCCCGAUGUUGGGUUGUCCGUGAGAUGGGCCUGCCUGGGCCGAAGUUUAGUUGGGCCCCUAGAUUCCGUGGCACUCGCCGCUGACGCUGACGCCGUUGUGAGUUGCCUGAUGAAAUUCCACCUGAAACAUAAUUUUCCUA